AUGCUGAUCUUGCGAAGAAUUCAUCCUUCGCAGAACCCGCUCGCUUUCCUUCGCCGGCUUUCCAGCAAAACUGACAAGGUUUCCUCAGACGGACAACAAACAGAACGAAAAAAUAAACAGACAGCCGAGCUGAUCCAUGACAUAGAAUCCAAAAGCCCCGAAAACAACGGGUCUGCCUUCAAAGAUUACAUCAACGCUGUCAUUGGAAGCGAAAAUUUCAAAGAGCUCAAGGCCGAGUUUGCACGUUUUCACGCCGAGCGAGCCAAACUAGCGAAAGAGUACCACAGCUCCUUCAGCCAGAAGCUCGACCGAACGGCCGGUGAGCUUAGAAAAAGUGCAACUAUAGCCUCCAAACUCAUGAACGACUUGACUGGCUACACGAGGAUCAACAAAUUGAAGGAGAAGAUAGUGCAGAACGAACAGAAGAUGAGAGAUUUGAGAGCUUUGAUCAGUGAAAGCAAGCAGGAGUAUGCGCGUGCUGUUGAAGAGCAGACGUCGGCACAAAAACAGAUCAACGAGCUUCUUGAGCGGAAACACAACUGGAGUUCCCAAGAUCUCGAGAAAUUCACAAACCUCUACAGAAAUGGCCACGAGCUGGAGCGCCGUGUGCAGGCGAACUCCAACAAAGUGGCUGAGUUGGAGGCCAAGGAGAAUGAUUUGCACAAUGAAUUGAUUCAGAGCAUUAUGGAGAGGUAUCACGAGGAGCAGGUGUGGUCCGACAAGAUCCGGCAGUUUUCUACGUGGGGCACCAUUUUCAUCGUGUGUGUAAACUUGUUGCUUAUGCUCUUGGUGCAGCUGUUAUUCGAGCCUUGGAAACGAUAUAGACUAUUGAGCUCUUUCGAAUCGAAAGUCAAAGAGCUCUUUGAGACCCAAGAACAGGAAAAUUGGGCCCAACUAAAAUCAGGAUUACAGAAGAUCGAGCACAGACUUGACAAGUUCGAGCACGUGGAAGGUAUACUACCUGCCGAUCUAUCUUGGAGUAGCAUAAAACAUUGGGCCACCAGGCUGAGACUUAUAUUUUUCAGUGACAAAGUCUACAAGCUGGAUGUGUCGUCGGUGGAACUGUCUGCAUUCUGCGGCGCAAUUAGCUCUAUCUUCCUCAUCCUAGGCAUGGUUGUAUCUAGACUGCUCUUAUAA
Molecule: messenger RNA, 1137 nt
Organism: Ogataea haglerorum
Lineage: Eukaryota; Fungi; Ascomycota; Pichiomycetes; Pichiales; Pichiaceae
Exons: 1
Coding region: 1-1137 (378 amino acids)
Biological process (GO): inner mitochondrial membrane organization
Cellular component (GO): mitochondrial inner membrane
Source: RefSeq, a predicted model, not a curated record